This is a messenger RNA of Kluyveromyces marxianus DMKU3-1042, 1230 nucleotides long. It is a transcript of the gene UPF3, whose product is annotated as Upf3p. Gene Ontology annotation, molecular function: mRNA binding. The coding region runs from base 1 to 1230 and encodes 409 amino acids. The transcript has a single exon. Lineage: Eukaryota; Fungi; Ascomycota; Saccharomycetes; Saccharomycetales; Saccharomycetaceae. Gene Ontology annotation, biological process: nuclear-transcribed mRNA catabolic process, nonsense-mediated decay; positive regulation of translation. Gene Ontology annotation, cellular component: nucleolus; cytoplasm. The record is from RefSeq and is a predicted model, not a curated record.
AUGCUGCCUAGAAAGAGGAACAGAAGAAGAUACAGAAAGAGAACAGGACCUGUUUCUCGUGAAUAUAAACUAUGUGUUCGGUUAUUACCACCAAAUUUAACUGAAGAACAGUUUAUUAAUACAUUAGAAGAACAUGGGAUCAAAAUCGACCUAUUCAAGGAAUCUUUCUAUUACGUGCAGGGUCACUACUCUCAUAAAAUCUUUAAGAAACCAACAUUAUCUCGUGCAUACAUACAGUUGGAUUCAUUGGAUACAAUUAGAUCUUUAAUUGACGGUAUUAAAACUUGCAGGUUCAUCGAUGACUUGGAUAAUUCCAUGGUUCCGGACCUUCAAAUAUCGCCAUUCGUGAAGAAAACCACUAGUGCCUGUGAUACCAAUCCCAUUGAGGGGACAAUACUGAAGGAUCAUGUGUUUCAAACCUUUGCAAAAUCAUGGAAAUUGAUUAAUGAAGAGGAGAGCAGCUCAUUACAAUUCAAAGAUUUGAGUGUGAUAACACCGUUAAGAAAAGAAUUAGAACGAGAGGCUAAGAUGGAAAAACUAUUGCAAGAACGUAAGGAGAAGGCACUUAUUGAGCUAGCGGGUGAUCCCACCAGUGAGGCAAAGAAGAAGGAGAUCAAGAGACUUAAGAAAAAACUAAGACUAUUAGAAAAGAAGAAGAAGAAGUUUGCCAAAGGCAAGGGAAGUAAUGAUGAUGAUUUAGAGAAAGAAUUGAAAGGAAACUUAGCUGCCUUCAAAGAGGGCCUCUCGAAAUCUAAAUCCAAGACAAAGUCAAAGAAAAAACUAAAAACUAAAUCUAAAUCUAAAUCUAAGUCCCAAUCCAAGUCUAAAUCUAAUCCUGAAACGGAUACUACCGUUAGCGAAACAUCACCAGUAAAUUCUAAGAAGAAGAUUCUUCUAAAACCAAAAGAUAAGGAGAAGUUGGAUACUGCAAGUUCGACUGAAAAGAAAGGGAGCAAGAAAUCAAAACCCAAGAAAAAAGACAAAGGUAAAGAUGCUUCAGAGGCAGCAAAAGAGCAAACAACCACGACAGACUCUAAGACGAAAGGUAAAACAAAACCAAAACCAAAACCAAAAACAAAGAAGAAACCUAAUUCAAAGGCUGACAUCCCUAAAAACGAUAAAUCAGGACCUCGGGAAAGUACAUCGGACACUACAGUAAAUAACGAAACUGCAAAGCCCAAACCAAAUAAGAAAAGGCGAUACAGAAAACCUAAAAAGAGUGCAGAAUAA